GUGUGCUGUCGGGGCGAGGAAGAUAUGGCUACUGAAGGGGACGUGGAGCUAGAGUUGGAAACUGAGACCAGCUGUCCGGAGCGGCCCCCGGAGAAACCACGGAAGCAUGACAGCGGGGCGGCGGACCUAGAGCGGGUCACCGACUAUGCAGAAGAGAAGGAGAUCCAGAGCUCCAAUUUGGAGACGGCGAUGUCCGUCAUCGGAGACAGGCGGUCCCGGGAGCAGAAGGCCCGACAGGAGCGGGAGAAGGAACUGGCAAAGGUCACUAUCAAGAAGGAAGAUCUGGAGUUGAUAAUGUCAGAGAUGGAGAUUUCCCGAGCAGCUGCGGAAAGGAGCUUGCGGGAGCACAUGGGCAACGUGGUGGAGGCUCUCAUUGCCCUAACCAACUGAUUGAGGCUUUUUCAGACAUGUCUUCUGUACUAACUUAUUGCAAUAAAGAUUUUUUUCUUUUGCAGUUUUA
Molecule: messenger RNA, 460 nt
Organism: Cavia porcellus (domestic guinea pig)
Lineage: Eukaryota; Metazoa; Chordata; Mammalia; Rodentia; Caviidae
Gene: Hypk
Product: huntingtin interacting protein K
Exons: 4
Coding region: 25-390 (121 amino acids)
Biological process (GO): negative regulation of apoptotic process; protein stabilization
Source: RefSeq, a predicted model, not a curated record